AUGCCUACUCUUGCCAUCGCUGGUGGAACCUCGGCCAGUCUUGGUCGAGCCAUUGUCACUGCUCUGUUAUCCUCUCAACGUCACUCGUUGUGGAACGUAGUCAUACUCUCUCGAUCCCAAAACGUCCCGCUCUGGCUCCGCGCUAUCGACAAAGACAGCACACGUACCCAAGUCCGCGCAGUCGAUUACCUCUCCACCGACUCUCUGGCACAGGCCUUGAAAGGCACCCACACCGUCGUCUCGGUCACCUCGGCCGUCGACGGGACUCAGGCCCAGAUACAAAAGAAUCUUCUACAUGCCGCUGUUAAGGAGGGCUGCAAGCGAUUUGCACCAGCACAGUGGGUGUUUGGCCCAAGAGGAGAGACUAGCAUCCAAACCACACGGUCGUUCUUUGAGGGUGUCUGGGAUGAAUGCGUCAAGUACAAGAACGAGAUUGAGUGUGGAAAGUUCAACCAGGGCGCAUACAUGAACUAUAUCGGCCAUGGAAUUUAUCCGACCCCUUUAAAAGUAGCCGAUGACACAGCUCUGCAGCUGAUGUCGGCGGGAAAUGGAUACAUGGCUGGUGAGGACGAGGCGUGUCAGGGUUUGCUGAGACAAGGCGACUUGGCAGAUGGUUCCGGCGCCUUCCUUCUCGGACUUCGCAACGGCAUCGCAGAGGUUCCUGUCAAAGAUGACGGCUCCUGGCCUAGGAUCACCAUGACAACUAUGAGGGACGUGGGCAGAUUCUUUGUGGAAUCCCUCGAGUUGCCAAAGUGGGAGGAAUCCAUGAGCAUGGCUGGUGAAACCCUCACCAUGGGCGAACUUCUCGCCCAUGCAGAAGCCGUUACCGGAAAGAAGUUCCUGGUGAACCGACUCACGCGGGCUUAUCUCGAGAAGACGUUAUCAGAAAUUGCGCCUGACGACUACAUGGCACAGAUGUGGACAGAGUUUAAACUCGCCUACACCGGCGAUCUCGACGACGAGAUGGUCUUGAAACCCGUGGUCAAUGAGCUUUGCCCCGAGGUGCAGCCUGUCGGAGUCCGCGAGUAUAUGGAAAAGUACUGGGUUGGAGUGUAG
Fusarium keratoplasticum is the source of this 1056-nucleotide messenger RNA. RefSeq names its product NmrA domain-containing protein. The record is from RefSeq and is a predicted model, not a curated record. The coding region runs from base 1 to 1056 and encodes 351 amino acids. Lineage: Eukaryota; Fungi; Ascomycota; Sordariomycetes; Hypocreales; Nectriaceae. The transcript has a single exon.